Molecule: messenger RNA, 2228 nt
Organism: Lotus japonicus
Lineage: Eukaryota; Viridiplantae; Streptophyta; Magnoliopsida; Fabales; Fabaceae
Product: molybdenum cofactor sulfurase-like
Exons: 1
Coding region: 182-2029 (615 amino acids)
Source: RefSeq, a predicted model, not a curated record
GCAUGACCAAGUCCAAAUUCCUACACUGCCGUAUCAAGCCACCUAAAAAUUUAUACACAAAACUAUGCAGAUUGGCAGAUAACAUCAAGAAAUCCAAUAGCUGGAGAAUUUUCAAACUGGUACAUAAAAACCAAACUUAGUUUCUCACAGCACAAGAGAAGCAAACAAAGAUUAAAAAAAAAUGCAGACCCUUUGCAACAAUGAAGCAUGCCCUCAAUGUUGCUGCACAGUCCCAUUUUUCAACUCAACAAACAACACAGCAGCAACAACAAAACCCAGAAACAGUUCUGCAGAGUGCCGCCACAGCUUCGCCGCCACAACAGCAUCCUCCAUCUUCCCAAACACUCACUUCACUAACCAUGAGGCUCUUCCAUCUCUGCAUGAAUCAUUCAAUGAAUUCAACAAGGUAUACCCUCAGUACUCUGAGACUGAACAAGUAGACCAUGUUAGAUCCAAAGAAUAUGCCCAUCUCUCAAAUUCAAACCACACUUGCCUUGAUUAUAUUGGUAUUGGCCUCUACUCAAAACUCCAACAUUCCCCAUCUUCAGAUUUUCCUUUCUUUAGCAUAUCCUGCAAAACUGGGAGCCUGAAGACUUUGUUACUACAUGGUGGGAAAGAUUCAGACUUUGAGUCUUUUAUGAAGAAAAGAAUCAUGGGUUUCCUCAACAUGUCUGAAAAUGAUUACUCCAUGGUUUUCACAGCAAACAGAACCUCAGCUUUCAAGCUUGUGGCAGAUUCAUACCAAUUUCAAUCUAGUAGGAGGCUUUUGACAGUUUAUGACCACGAGAGCGAGUCGGUCGAAACCAUGAUUAGCUCCUCAGUGAAGAGAGGAGCCAGGGCUAUGUCAGCAGAGUUUUCAUGGCCAAGGCUCAGGAUUCAGACAAAGAAAUUGAGGAAGAUGAUUGUGAGCAAGAGAAGGAAGAAGAAAAGGAGGGGGCUUUUUGUUUUCCCACUUCAAUCAAGAGUGUCAGGAGCAAGAUAUCCUUAUAUAUGGAUGAGCAUAGCACAGGAGAAUGGAUGGCAUGUUUUAGUUGAUGCUUGUGCAUUGGGACCAAAAGACAUGGAUUGCUUUGGCCUCUCUCUCUUUCAACCAGAUUUUCUAAUUUGUUCUUUCUAUAAGGUGUUUGGGGAAAACCCUUCUGGAGUUGGAUGCCUUUUCAUCAAGAAAUCUGCUAUUUCCAGCUUGGAAGCUUCCAAUUCUUCUGGAAUAGUCAACCUUGUACCUGAAAAACUGAAUUUUUCUAGUACUGACACAGAAUUUGAAGAAAAAUCUAUGCCCACCUUACAUUUACAAGAAGAAGAACAAUUUAAUUUGACAACACAGCCCAGAAAAUUUGAAGAAGGAGAAUCAUCUAAGACUCAGAUCAUUGAAGAGUCAAAAGCUCAUCAAAGUUUUGAAAUUGAGGAAAUAGAAAAGCCAGUUCAGGAACUUGAUGAAAAAACUGUCCAAGAAAGUGAAAAUGAGAGCUUUGGUAUUGAAUGCAGGUGCUUAGAUCAAGUGGAUUCACUAGGGUUUGUAUUAAUCACUAACAGAGCAAGGUACCUGAUAAAUUGGCUAGUGAACUCAAUGUUGAAGCUUAAGCAUCCCAACACACAAGGGGUUCAUCUGGUCAAGAUUUAUGGCCCAAAAGUGAAAUUUGAUAGAGGACCUGCUAUGGCAUUCAAUGUGUAUGAUUGGAAAGGUGAAAAGGUUGAGCCUGUUCUUGUACAGAAACUUGCUGAUAGAAGCAAUGUUUCUAUCAGCUAUGGAUUCCUGCAUAAUAUAUGGUUUGCAGAUAAGUAUGCAGAAGAGAAGGGAAAAGUUCUAGAGACUCAAGUAGUUGUUGGGGACCAAGAAGUGAAAUCUGACAAGAAGAAAGAUAGAGUUGAUGUUGGAAUUACUGUGGUUACUGCUGCAUUGGGCUUCUUGGCUAAUUUUGAAGAUGUUUAUAAGCUUUGGGCUUUUGUUGCUAGGUUUCUUGAUGCUGACUUUGUGGAGAAGGAGAGGUGGAGAUAUACUGCUCUUAAUCAGAACACAGUUGAAGUUUGAAGUUUAAUUUCAUUGAGUUUCAUUUAUUCUUUUGGGCUGUGGAGUCUAUAGAAUGUGAAUUUGGCUGAAAAGUUUAUGUACAUGGAAAUUUGAUUCUCUAACCAGAAGACGGUUACCCUAUUCAUUCAUUUGUUUAAUGAAUUCAGAAAUUAUGUGGAUGAUUCAUUAUGUCAAAUACAUUUGCUUUUUCUUUAUUCUA